Engraulis encrasicolus (European anchovy) is the source of this 3047-nucleotide messenger RNA. RefSeq lists its product as uncharacterized. The transcript has 5 exons. Lineage: Eukaryota; Metazoa; Chordata; Actinopteri; Clupeiformes; Engraulidae. The record is from RefSeq and is a predicted model, not a curated record. Bases 1 to 1044 code for a protein of 347 amino acids.
AUGAUCAGCCGUCUCCGGCUGUUACAGACACCAUCGAAUAUGAAAACAAUACAAAAAAAUAUCCUGGGACUUCUUGUAAUCUUUUUCGUAUCGGCAAAAUUGUCAGGUCAGACAACUAGUCCAUCACACGCUGAGUCCCCAACGGUCCAGCCAGAUGAGGGCGCAUCCCACUUCAUGUCUGCCUCCACCUCCAGACCCAUCUCCCAUCCGUCUGGAGAAGCAGCCACAUCUGGUCCUGCACCCCAGGAGGAGGAAACCUUCCCGCCCUCCGCUACAACGCUCCCCUCCCUGACAGAGACCAUCCACACCAGUGCUUCCAACCCGGUGCAGUCCACUGCCAUCACUGGAGGAGGAGAAGGAGAGGGAGGAGGAGGAGACGUGACUGCUGGGAAAACAUUGGGCUUCUUCUCCACUCUUGGGAGGAUCCCUGAUCAGAGUGACUCAACUCUCAGCACAAAGCCAUUCUCGUACACAGUUAGCCCAGAAAAGGCCACUACCACUACAGGGCCAGUCACAACAACCACCACAUCCUCGGCCAACCAGACUGACAGUGAUGACUUGACCACACACACCUCAACCUCCUCCCUGCUGACCACCCCAGCCAUGCCUCAAUCUACCCUCAUCCCUUUGUUCACACAGACAACACACCAAUCCACCCAACAGGCAUCAACUGCAAAGACAGAUAUCGAAACUACCUCCCUCCCAGCACCACCAGCACCAACACCUACCCCUACACAACUCCUCAGGUCAGAGUCCCCCCAGCCACCUGAUCACCUGACCAUGGCCCCGCCCCAACAGGAAGAGCCUUCCCAGCUGGAUGUUGGGGAUGAGGAUGCAAAACACGAAGGACACCAUCCUCCCUCCCCCUUGGACCCCCUCCUGGCAGGACUGGUUUCUGUUUUCAUCAUAUGCACUGCAAUAGCGUCAGUCCUGCUCUUCCUCAAAUUUCGCCAUCGAAAUGAACAUCCAGAAUUUCACCGACUUCAGGAUCUUCCAAUGGAGGACCUACUGGAAGACGCUCCUCUCUCGAGAUACACCUACUAGCCAGUAAACCUCAAGUCAGGCUCUGACAGAUGGUCACAGGGUACACAACCACUGCCAUCACCAAUCUUUUCCUUUUUUAUCAAUGAGGGAACUCACUCAAACAAAAUAUGCGUUACCACCUCAACAUCAUACUCUUCACAAUCACUGAUGCAGGUACUUCAACAUUCAAUAAUUAACCUAAAGAGGUAAUAAUUUUAUAAAUAGCUUCCUCAUUUUGGAGGAGUAUUUAUAGAGUGCAACACUUAGUAGUGGCCUUUCUUGUUAUUGGGGCACCUUAAACCACUGGGUUGUAUAAAUGGGCCAAUUUAGUCAAAUGACCCAGAUGAUGCCUGGAUUAUUGGGAAUUAUCUGCUCGAAAAUGCAGGGAGGGGAAUAGCACAAAAGACAAUGCUGGUCAUUAUGUUAUUUUUAUCUUGAGAUAAAACAUUGUUGUAUAUAUGGUUAUCUGUAAAAACUAGGAUUGCGAAUCAUCUUGGGAUUUGUGAUUUUGAUGUAUCUUAGCUAAAUAAUGGUUUUGAGUCUUUAUUUCACUGGUAAUAAGAAUGUGGCAUUAGUGAGUGUGUGCCUGUCUUGCAGUUGUCAAUUUCAAACAGAUAAAUGUGGCAUUAGAUUGAAUGACCGUUGUUUAUUUAUUUUUAGAGUGAGCAUAUUCUCAAAAUAUCUGGAGAAAGCAGCAGUUUCAUUAUUGAUCAAGAGUGUCAAAAUGGUCUCAGGCCUGUUGCCUUCAUCAGGUUUCCAUGGAGCUUGUUGCCAUGGUAUACAUCCAGAGAUACCAGAGCCAAAGUCAUAGGCCUAUGUUGAAUAUGCCUACAAUAAAAAAAAACCUUAGUAUAGAAAUAGUUUCUGCAGUGCCUUUAAAGGCUCAAGGAUGAGAAAGAAAUAUAGAGGUUGUCAAUAAAAUGAGACCUCACUUUGCAAAGAGUGACCUCGAUUUAUUACAUCGUGUGUUCAUGUAGUGUACACACCUUUACCUAAAACAUUAGCUGAAGUUACUUAAGUUGUGUGCCCAUGCUUUGUAUCUCGUGAGCACCAUUUAAUGAAGUGUGGCCACGAUUUUUAAAACAUGGUUACGUUAUUGAACAAUCAUGAUUUAUUCUUUGCCAUCAGUAUAAUGUGAGCACAUUUUACCAAGCGUAGGCACGCUUUAGUAAAUUUUGUAAAUUUAAGGUGGGCACGGUUAUAUUGCAGUGAGCGCACGGUUUUCACAAAUGGUGCACACAAUUUAGGUAAACGUGCACACGCUUCAAUUAGAUGUGCGUCCAACUUCAAGUGAGAGCAUGGUCUACAAAGUGAGAGAACGCCUUCUUGACAACCCCUAAAAAGAUAUCAUUUGGUCUUUCCCGGGCUCCGUAAGUUACAGUGUUUCCUGUCCUGGGGUGUUAUCAUCAUGCACACCUCCCAAACUAGUUAUAGUUAUUCCAGUUAUACUGUACAUUAGCAUAUGGUGUUAGGUCCAGGCGAUAGCUCACAGGACUAGGAUUAUCUAGCACAACAACUCCCCAAGAACCCCAAAGAGAGGAUCAUGAAAAUAAACUGUGAUAUUAAGUCCCACGUUUAUUUUGUUGUCCUAUUUUAAAAUGGCCUUAGUGUGAGGGUUUUGACUAGUCUAGUUUGAAGUGUUUGUAUGAUGUGAUGUCAAGGCAUGUCCAUCAACAUAGUGAACAGAUACAUUGUACAAUGCCACUGCUCUCUAUACUGAGCUAUUGUGCUGUAUUAUGUGCUGUGCUGUGUUUUAAUCACUGGUUCUAUGAUUGAAUGUAUGGUUGAUUAGAAAUAUGCAAAAUGCACAUUGCUUACUUGAUUCUAGGUUGCACUUGUUAUUUCAACAGUCAACAGUCAUUGUUAGGUCACUUGUUGCCUCAGACACCCCCAUCUAAUCUCUAAUUAAACAACAACUUCAAACUUCCUGUGUUAAGUGCCAAAAUGUGUGAAAACGCUAAUAUAUACAAUAUAUAUAUUGUAUGAAAGCUCAGUCUUAGAAUUGUGUUUGUAAUAAAAUAAGU